AGCCCGGCCUGAUUGUGAGCUGCUUCACUCUCCCCUCGUCCUUCCCCAUUCAGUCUCUUUCCAUUUCCUUCCUCUCUUCUUCCUCUUCCAGGAUUCCGAUCCCCGAGUUUAAUCGUGUAGCGUGUUUGUGCAGUGAUAAAGGUGUGGGUUUUGAGCGCUGAACAAUUCAGACAUAAACUUUGCUCUUACAUCCGUAUUGCUUUGCUUCUGCUUUUCAUGGGUAAAGAGGGAGACGCGGUGCCGAUAGAGAAGGAAGAACACCCAGGAAUCUGUAUACGAGUCCACACUCCACAGCACUGUCCAAAUUGGUGCUGUUUAGGACGAGGGAUUUCCUUUUCAAUGGCUCCUUUUAAGUGAACCCCCACCCCCUCCUUUGUCUUCAGCUUUUUCCUGAGAUCUAUAAAGAUCCACUUAAUACUUUAAUUAACCCACAGUAGAAAGAAAAGAGGAUCUCAAAAAACCCCUAAGAUCUAAGAAGAUUUCCGCUGAGUUAUUCAUAUUUCGUCCAGUGACCAUGAAGCGACUUGGCAGCUCGGAUUCUUUGGGUGCUCUCCUGCCCAUCACAGAAGAACACGGUCCGAGGAACAACAAUCGCGCGUACAGAAGGGAGUUCCAAUCCAUGUUGGACGGGCUGGACGAAGAAGGGUGCGUGGAAGAAUUAGGCCUCCCGACGGAGAAGAAACGCCGUCUGAGCGUGGAUCAAGUGAAGGCCUUAGAGAAGAACUUCGAAGUAGAGAACAAGCUCGAACCAGAGAGAAAGGUGAAGCUUGCCCAGGAACUCGGAUUGCAGCCCAGACAAGUGGCCGUGUGGUUCCAAAAUCGUCGAGCCAGAUGGAAAACCAAGCAAUUAGAGAGAGACUUCGGCGUCCUCAAAACCAAUUAUGAAGCUCUCAAACUUAAAUACGAUGCCCUCCAUCAAGACAAUGAAGCCAUGCUCAGAGAGAUUGAGGAUUUGAAAUCUAGAUUGCAAGAUGAAGAGAAGAGUGAAGAUGUGUCGUUGAAUGGAGAGAUAAAGCAACCUAAGUCGGAGGAGAAAUUAAUGGGAGUGGAUGUGGAACCUCCUGAAACUGCCAUUCCGGAAGUGGAGUCAGAAGACUUGAAUUACGAGUGUUUCAGCGGAAACGCAGUCGUAGGAGGCGGCUCCCUCUGCCCCGCGGACUUUAACAAAGACGGCGCUUCAGACAGCGACUCAAGCGCAAUCUUGAACGAAGAUGGCUCUUGCUCCUUGAAAUUCAACUGUUCUUUGUCGUCCUUUCAGUUCCAGAAAACGUGCCAGACUCAGACUCAAUAUGUGAAGACGGAAGAGCACAACUUCUUCAGCACAGACGAGGCCUGCAAUUUCUUCUCGGACGAUCAGGCCCCGACCCUCCAGUGGUACUGGAGUUAAAAGCGAUCAUGGACCGAAGCGAUUAUUAUUAUUAAUGUUGUCAUCGAAUUAAAAGGGCGGGGGGUUUGUAUCUAAAGCGAUGAAGAGAUCGAUAGCUCUAGAAUUUCGCAAAAACGGAACGGAAUGCAGGAGAUGGAGGUGCUUGAAGGUGAGAUGAGAAGGAUUGUGAAGGGAGAGAGAAGCAUGGGAGUGGGGCCAGAUGUGAAAUGCUGACGACAGAGGUUAAUUAUGAUCUCCAAGCCGUGCGGGUGGGGUUGCUAUAUGAAUAAUGAAUAAUCAUUAGCUCGUAAUUAAAUCCAUCUAUGCUGUAAAAAAAUCUUUCCAAGUAAUUCCUGUUCUUAUGGAUCAAUAAUUAUGAUGGCCUUAAUUUCUAGUC
Molecule: messenger RNA, 1763 nt
Organism: Prosopis cineraria
Lineage: Eukaryota; Viridiplantae; Streptophyta; Magnoliopsida; Fabales; Fabaceae
Product: homeobox-leucine zipper protein ATHB-6-like
Exons: 3
Coding region: 515-1387 (290 amino acids)
Biological process (GO): positive regulation of DNA-templated transcription
Cellular component (GO): nucleus
Molecular function (GO): DNA-binding transcription factor activity, RNA polymerase II-specific; sequence-specific DNA binding
Source: RefSeq, a predicted model, not a curated record